AUGACUUCAUUUGUCCAAGUUGUGGAGAUUGUCAAGAGAGGCGGCAAUCGAGCUGUCUCCAUCAAUAGCCCACCUGCUGAAUCAGAUAUCAAUUUGACGUCGCAUGGUUCAGAUUGGUUGUGGGCCGUGUUUGCCUUGUUUGCAUUCUUUGCCGUGAUCCACGGCUUCAUUUACAGUUUGACGAGUGUCCGCCGCAGCGGCUUGAAAAAAUCAUUGUUGAUUAUCCCCUUGUUUAUCAACUCGGUUAUGGCGUUUGCUUACUACACUUAUGCUUCAAACUUGGGCUAUACUUGGAUUGACACCGAGUUCCAUCACGUGACCACUGAUCGGGGGCUCAAUGUGCGCCAAAUCUUUUACACAAAGUACAUUGGCUGGUUCUUAUCCUGGCCCUUGGUUUUGACAAUCUUCACCAUUGUCACGCACACGAGCUUGACUGAUGACAGAGAGGACAUUUUAAAGAGAAUUGUGCAGGUGUUUUCAGCGAUUUUCACGCGGUUCUUGUCGAUUGAGGUGUUUGUCUUGGGUUUGUUGAUUGGCUCCUUGAUUAGAUCGUCUUACAAGUGGGGUUACUUUACCUUUGCCGUGGUUGCCCAGUUGUUCACCAUCUAUUUGGUCUGUGUUGACUUGCACACGAGCUUUGCCGCAGCUUCAAGAAAUGUCGUUGGUAACGUCAUUAUCAUCUUGUUCAUCGUUGUGUGGAUCUUGUACCCAGUCGCGUGGGGUUUAUCCGAAGGUGGUAAUGUUAUCCAACCCGAUUCAGAAGCAGUGUUUUACGGUAUCUUGGACUUGAUCACUUUUGGCUUUGUCCCCAUCAUUUUGACUUGGAUUGCCAUCAACAACAUCGAUGAAGAUUUCUUCACCAAGAUUUGGCACUUCCAUUUGAACAACAAUCGCGGCGGCGUCGGUUCAACUGUGCCCAGCCAUGAUGCUGAAAAGGUGAUUGAAACUCCAAGACACUCGGGUGACACUGCGGUUCCACCAAGUGGGGUUCCUCUCACCGAUGAGCCUAUUGUUGAGACUGCCGAUGUCGAAGAGGUGAGAAGAGUCUAG
Messenger RNA from Lodderomyces beijingensis, 1050 nucleotides. NCBI's taxonomy places the organism in Eukaryota, Fungi, Ascomycota, Pichiomycetes, Serinales, Debaryomycetaceae. The record is from the annotation of a GenBank genome assembly.